Cyprinus carpio (common carp) is the source of this 711-nucleotide messenger RNA. Its product is annotated as cytochrome c oxidase subunit 8A, mitochondrial. Gene Ontology annotation, cellular component: mitochondrion. The record is from RefSeq and is a predicted model, not a curated record. Gene Ontology annotation, biological process: mitochondrial electron transport, cytochrome c to oxygen. NCBI's taxonomy places the organism in Eukaryota, Metazoa, Chordata, Actinopteri, Cypriniformes, Cyprinidae.
AUACAUCUAUUUUCUCUUCAGCAGUUCUGAGGCAGGAAACCCAGGGGCUGCACACAGUGAACAUCCCCCCUUUCCUUUUCCCUUAGCCUCUCUCUUUCUCAGACACAUCCAGAGUUACUGGUGCUGACCCAUACAGCUGGUGGGAUGCUGACCUUUCUGAGGGGAGCUGUGCAGCCGGUGACUGUCAGCAGGGCGAGGGAUAUUGUCCAGAAACGCAACUCCAGCAUUUACAGCAAACCACCCAAAAGCAAGAUCGGACCUGGGCAAAGUUUCUUCAUCAUGUCUGUGUUUGCCGUUGCCCUCCUGGCCCCCGCCGGUUGGAUUCUGCACCACAUCCCAGAAUAUCGUCAGAGAGCCAAACCCCCACCAUCUUGAAGAACACCUCCGUCACGGUCAACUUAACCGGGUGUCGUGUACCACUGACAGACCUGGCUGCCUCUAAAGCAUUAUUCACCUCCAGUGAAAAAUGGAGAUCUUUAAAACAUGAGCAACAUCACAAGUAACAAAAUAAUAAUAAUAACAAUUAUAAAGUGUGUAAUAAAAUAAUAAAAUUAUCCAAUAUUACAAUUGUCCAAUUGGGAGGGAGAAAUUGGCCCCAUUUGAAUCUGACAAGAAAUUUAAUUCCUUGGUGUUUAAUGCCUUAGGACUGUGGCCCUUAUUACAUGCAAAAUGACUGUAUGCUUUCUCCUGUAAUAAAGUUUUGGUUGAUAA